CUAGAGGAGAGACAGCCCGUCCUCCCUGCUCCUCUCUCAGUCUCUGGUCGGAGAAGCCCCCGGAGCCUCCACACUGGGACUAUCCGAUGAGAAGAUGCGGGCCGCGGGGCAGCAGCUGGCCGCCGCGCUGCUCCUGUUUGCCGCAGUGUGCGGGGCAGCGCGGGCCGAGGUGAUCGAUGACAUCCUGGGCAGCCUCAACAGGGGAGCAUCCUUCCUGGAGCGGCAGCAUGAGCACAUCAACCUGGACGGGGUGGUCGGGUUCCUCAUGCUGCAGGCUGAACUGAAGGAGGCGGUUCGGACGUGGCCUCACAGCGACCCAGUCAGCUGGGCUCAGAGAACCACCGCCGUCGCUCUCGUCAAACGUCUCGACCAAACCUUCGACAAGGCCGUCGCCGCCCUGCAGCAGAACGACCCGAAGUACUACAGAGAGUUCGAGCCUCUGAUGUCGUGGACUUUCUGGGUGAUUCCUCCCGGGUGGAGCGCCACAGAUCCCAGCCUGGUCUACCCGUCCACCGUUUCCACCGAGUGCUACGAUGAGCAGCUCAGUGACAAAUGUCUGACCCUGCUGCUGGGAACCUGGAAGAUGACGGGGACGCCAUGCAUCGUCACCAAACCCGCGGACACGAUGACUCAGUUCGGUUGUCCACACUACUCUCUGCCCACCCAGCUGCUCUACUUCAUGAUCGGGAAAAUGCGAGGCUGCACCAACCUGCUGAAAGGCGACACUCGACCGUCCCGAGAGAACAUGACCGAACGCAGCUACGAGAAGAUCUUCUGCUCCAACAUGAUGAAGACCAACCAGGACAUCAUCAGAGACGGUCUGACCGAGCAGACGGUCGACAUCUUCAUUGAGAACAUCCUGAUUUGCGGAUUGGCCGGUUUCUCCGACUUCUACAAAGCUGAUUGGCUGCAGCACAUCCUCAGGCUGCAGGAUGAGGAAGUGGGCUGCUUCGGGAGAGACAAGAGCGUCAUCUCUCAGAUCAUUGGAGACGAGCUGCUGGAACAACUGCAGCCUCACAGGAGAGUGAAGAGGAGGGAGAAAAUACUUCCAGACGGCUGUUCCAGUCACAUGACGGCGGUGGCUGUCGGCGCUCUAGGAGGAUACCUGAACUACUACCUGUCAGAACAGGACAUAACGAAGAGGCCGCUCUCCUGAAACCUCCCUCCCUCCCCCCAGCCUCCCUCCCUCCUCACGGGGUUUGUUCACAUUAGAAAAACGUUGUAGAUCAUCAGGUAGAGACGCUCUUCACGGCUGGAGACUGACUCCCGACACAAUAUGUUGCUUUAUGAACAUAGUCGUAAGAUGAUGAAAAUGCUUAAUAAAACGCUGGGAUGUGGCUGUUUUGACACCGAAUGUAUUUCUACCUAUAUUUCUUUCAUAUUGUGUUGUGAUUAUAACGAGGAAGAUGCUGAAUCCCAAUAAAGACGCCUUUAGAAAGUAGUGAUGCUCCAAUCCCACAGGAAGUGAUCAGGAUUCGUGGUUUACUCUUUACAGAGAAGUUAAGAAGCUGAUAAACAGUGAAUCUGAUCUUCAGCCAGCUAUCGUCUAAGAGCAGUUCAUGUUCCUGUCCACGUGGAGCUGGACAUGGUGCAGGCGGCCUGUGGAUGAGCUAGCAGGGUUUUGGAGGAUUUUCAAAGCUAUCUAUUGUCCAUAAUAUAUAAUAAAGUUGUGUGUUUCAUAAAAUUAAUGAAAUAAAAUUCAAUGCCCCUUACUGCAAUUUUUUAAGCUGUCAUAUUUCGCGAGUGCAGAGUAGUUUAUAAAAGCAUGUACUGAGAAUACCGAGCUAGCCUCUUUUUAGCUGAAGACCCAGAGUUGGUGGUACGAUGGGCCGUGAAGUGUUACAGACUUCUUGCGUUAGAUCACCGAUCACUAAAGUUACAGAGUGCACGAAGAUGCGUUCAGGGUGCAGAGUGAGAAUUAAAGAGACAGUUCUCCCGAUUAUAAGUCAGUGUAUCAUCAGAAUGAUUCUGUUAUUUUAAGGUCUGCUCUGUCUGAUGCAUCGUUAUUGAUAUCAGCCAUUAAAAGCCUGAUUGGAGCAUCCCUACUUAAAAGGCCAAGAAAUAUUUAGUGUAGCUUUAAAAGUAAAACAUUCACAAAAGUUGUUUGUUUUCAAAAAUAACCUUUAUUUUCUUUAAAUUAUGUUUUUGCUUUUCACAAUCUGACCUAGUGAAUAUAAAAUGAGCCCAGACGACAGCUGUACAACCAGCACUGACCAAAGAGGAUCUACUGUAUGCAUGAACCUACACACACAAUGUUACCAUGUGUUUAAUGUUAACCGAUAAAAUAAAGUCUGCUGUAUUAUAACAUUAAGCUGAUAAUAAAUGCAGAUCAUUUCUGGCUACAAGAGUCUGUGAAGUGGAGAAAGAGGCCUCCUUCAUAAAGAACACAACAGAUUAUGUAAGAUCUGUGGGAGCCAAAACUCCCCCAGCUCAACUCAAAAUUCAAAAUAAAAGCUUCCCCCUGG
Morone saxatilis (striped sea-bass) is the source of this 2465-nucleotide messenger RNA. RefSeq names its product chromosome unknown C16orf89 homolog (gene cunh16orf89). NCBI's taxonomy places the organism in Eukaryota, Metazoa, Chordata, Actinopteri, Moronidae. The record is from RefSeq and is a predicted model, not a curated record. Gene Ontology annotation, cellular component: cytosol; membrane.